Molecule: messenger RNA, 711 nt
Organism: Beauveria bassiana ARSEF 2860
Lineage: Eukaryota; Fungi; Ascomycota; Sordariomycetes; Hypocreales; Cordycipitaceae
Product: apolipoprotein A-I binding protein
Exons: 7
Coding region: 1-711 (236 amino acids)
Cellular component (GO): mitochondrion
Molecular function (GO): NAD(P)HX epimerase activity
Source: RefSeq, a predicted model, not a curated record
AUGACUCUCAAAACCCUGAGCGCCAAGGCCGCCGCCGCUCUAGACCAGGAGCUCAUGAGCACCAGCGCUUUCUCGCUGGAUCAGCUCAUGGAGCUCGCCGGUCUCUCCGUCUCCCAAGCUGUGUUUCGGGUUCAUCCUCCGAGCAUGGGUCGCAAGGUUCUCGUGGCUUGUGGUCCGGGAAAUAAUGGCGGUGAUGGUCUUGUCGCCGCUCGUCACUUAUUCUACUAUGGUUAUCGACCAUCCAUUUAUUACCCAAAAAAGGGCAAGAACGAACUAUACCAGCGCCUUGCAAAACAACUCGAGGAUCUGCAAGUCCCGUUCAUCGAAGAUUUCGUGUCCGCAGCGCAAGAUACUGAUCACAUUAUUGACGCAAUCUUCGGAUUCAGCUUCUCAGGAGAAGUUCGAGAGCCGUUCCCAGCCGUAAUACAGGCGCUCCAGAAAUCAGACAAACCCGUCACGUCCGUGGACGCGCCUUCAUCGUGGGAUAUCGAGCAAGGCCCUCCAAAGUCGGGAUUGGGGAGCUCCUUUAUGCCUACAACGCUCGUUAGCCUAUCCGCACCAAAGCCGUUGGUCAGACACUUUACGGGACGCCAUUUUGUCGGUGGCCGAUUCGUGUCGCCUAUGAUUGCGGAAAAGUACAACCUCCAAAUGCCCGAGUACGAGGGUGUCGACCAGAUCGUCGAAGUUGACGUGACAGGAAACAAGCUGUGA